This is a messenger RNA of Amyelois transitella, 5547 nucleotides long. Its product is annotated as ral GTPase-activating protein subunit beta. Bases 236 to 4489 code for a protein of 1417 amino acids. Gene Ontology annotation, molecular function: GTPase activator activity. Gene Ontology annotation, biological process: regulation of small GTPase mediated signal transduction; activation of GTPase activity. The transcript is spliced from 29 exons. The record is from RefSeq and is a predicted model, not a curated record. Lineage: Eukaryota; Metazoa; Arthropoda; Insecta; Lepidoptera; Pyralidae.
AUUACGUAUGGUUACAGUGUUUUGAUUCUGUUUUUCUUCCAAAUCACAAUAUGUGUUUUAUGUUGAGUAGAAAAACUGACAAGUUUUCCACAUAGGAACAAGUAAAGCGCCAUCGACUGUUGUUAAAGUACCCAAAUCUUUACAACUUACUGUUGUAUUGGUUGUGUUGAUCUGUUUCAUAGUUGUUUGGGAGGCGGAGCGGUCUAACGGUGUACACCGUUAUAUUACCAUAUUUAUGAAUGUCGGUAUCUUCAACAGAGUCAAUCACAAGAGCAACGAUUGUGGCGGCAUGUACUCAGAAUGGAGCUCGCUCCCUUUGGAGGGAGGCGGGCGUGGUGUGCUGGGCGUGGUGGGGGGGAAGGAAGUAGUAUUAGCUGUUGUGAGACAGCUCGCUAGCCAUGAGCCCACCCCGCUUAAUACUGAUGCUGAGGUAGAAUGGGUGCUAGAAGUGAUCCGUUUCGGCUUAGGCCUGCCGCUGACGGAACACGAGGCGGUCCGCGACUGCGUCCGCGUGUGCUGCGCGUGGCUGUCUCCGCUGCUGCCGGCCGCCGCGCCCACUGUGCCCCCCCCGCCCGCCACGCCGCCGCCGGUGCGCGACCAACCCCAUAGAUACGCCAGGAAGAUACUGAGGCAUCUGCAGAACUUGUUUGUGCCUAGGCCGGAUGAGAGUGGAGACUUAAUAAGCAAGCAAGCAGUUCUAUGCCACCGUGUACUCCGCCUGGCACGAUCUUUAGCCGGCAGUGGCAACCUGGGCGCUAGUGAAUGGCGCGCUUUACUGUUGUUGCUGCUGUCAGCGGCUUCAGCGCUUCUAUCGCCGCCCGCGCCGCACCACUCAGCGGCUGAGCAGCUGUGCGAGCGAGUGCUGUGUGUGCUGUUUGAAGUGUGGAUCCUAGCGUGCCAUAGGUGCUUUCCAUCCCCGCCAUUAUGGCGUACAUUGCGCGAACAAUGCAUCCGUUGGCGGCAUCGAGCGCCUCUCACUGAGCAAUGGACACGCGCCUCUUUAUGUUUGACGGCGCGGCUACUCAAACACAUGUAUGGUCCAUUAUUCCCCGCUAUGCCUAUCAGUGAAGAAGACGCAGGGCUGGUGCCAGCGGAUAUGAGUGCUGAAGCAGUAAUGCAGAGUUGGUACCGAAUCUUGCACACCAUUGGCAACCCUGUGGACCUGUGUCGCCCUCAUCUUAUCAGCCAAACCCCGGACUUCCUACAGUAUUCAAUAACGUCAGAAGAGGGCGCUCGCGAUCCUAGUCAACACCCUUGCUUGGCAGCUCUUCCCGCCAUCUUCCACAAGGCCAUGAAGGGAAUCGCCGCUCACGUCGACGCUUUUCUAGGGCGCGGCGCGGAGUGGGCGGCGGCGCGCGGCGCGGGCGCGGCGGACGACACGCCGCCGCAGCACCGCCGCCUCGCCAAGUCGUUCAGCGUCAGCGCGGCGCGCCCGAGGGACAAGCAGGAGAAGGGUACUCCCCGCACGUCUCUCAUUGGGUUGACGAGCAGUCGGCCGCCCAGCGUGGCGCCUACCACGCCGCCCAAUUCUAUUUCCUCUCAAGUGGUGGACACUGAAAAGCCGCCACUGGCUCCUCUGCGCCCGCGCGUCAACUCGAUAUUCCACUUGUUCGGAGAAUGGCUCUUCGAAGCGGCUCUCUUGGGCACGGCACCCGUCGUAGCACCCACCCGUACUGACGGCACUCCGCCACCGCCUUCGCUGUCUGAUGCUACGUACAAAUUGAACAUGCUGGCUUAUCAACCAGGUCGCGCCGAAGCCCUGGGCACGAUCUGCCGCGUGCUGUGCUCGUGCCCGCGGCGGGAGCCCGUGCUGGCGCCGUACGUGGCGCGCUGCGUGGCGGCGCUGCGCGGCGGGCUGCGCGACCCCGCCACCGCCGCCAGCGUGCUGCUGAACGCGCCCGACCUCUUCCGUCUGGACCUGGACGGCGUGUUGGUCCUAGUGCCAGACUACAUCACAGCACUGGACCGCGUGCUGUCUGAGCGCGAGCCUCGCCUGGAGUGCGGGACCAUAGACAAGAGGGAACUCCGCAAGGCGGCCAUUAGCGCUCUGUUGUCUCUGCUCGCGUUCCCCUACCAUUAUAAAUCGCUGCCGGUGCCAGAGUUUCCCGGGUGCAACGAGUACUCUUCGACGACGCUGUGCUCUCUGAUGCGCGGCAAGCUAUCGCUAACGUGCGUGUCGGCGGUACAAGUGGAGUGGUCUGACUCUCUGGCCGUGCCGCUUCUGUCCGCUCUCUAUCUCUGUGUGAGACACAACGCGACGCAUAUGGGCUCUGCGGCGAGCAAUUCCGAAUUCAAAGCCCGGUCGGAAAGCAGUGCUACGGGCAGUGAGAGUCAUACUUCGCUGGAAGACUUCGCCGCCGACGUUAGGGAGCUUGACCCUAAUUCGCCGCUGUUCGGCGCGGCGCUAGUGGUUCGUGCAACAUACUUGGUGUGCCACCGCCUUAUUUCCUCAUGGAAAGCAGACUUGCAGGUCUCGCUUGCAGCGCUUGACCUAUUAUCAGGACUAGCACAGUUACACUCCACCAAGCCAGAAGCGAUCGAGCGCAAGCGCGCCGUGCGUUGGAUCUGCGACUACAUCAGCGUACAGUGCGGCCGGCCUCCCCAAGCUCAUUCCCGGGACCUCCACUCCUGUGUGGUCGCCGCCUACGCUUGCUUAGCCUCCUGGCUUUGUCCGGCCUUACUGGCUGAUCAAGAUUGUCUGGCAACGCUUAUGGAGGUCGUUGAACUGGGCAUCUCUGGAACUAAAAGUAACUCAGGAAAACCAGGUGAGCCUCCAAAGAUGAAGGAUGAAAAGGAAUUGAAACCAGUCUCCAUGCGAGUACGGGAUGCGGCCGAAUCACUGCUGAUGCUUAUUUUAGAACAAACGGGGAUCGGUGUGACCGGCGGCAGUGGUUGGUGCCGACUGGACGAGCGCUGGCUGGCUGCUUUGGGUCACGGCCGUUUGAGGCACUUCGUGGCUGAUGGCAACAUCCUCCUGUCAUUACUGGAAGAACCUUUAGCUAAUAGCCAGGAGCCACAGCCUACUUUAAUUGUGAUCAUCCGCUGCGGCUGGGGCCGCUUCGCGUGGUCGCUGAGCAGCCGCGGCGCGGCCCGCAGCGCAGCCCGAGGCGGCGCCGCGUGUCCCCGCCCAGUGCCCAUUUCGGAGCCCCCGCCCAGACCGCGCCCGGUUUGUAGGCCGCUACCAGCCGCGCCUGCAGCACUUGACGCAGCGUUCCCGAGUCUCGAAUCAGUUCUGCGUCAACUUAACGACCCCGAAGCAUCAACUUUGUUCAAACUGUUAGAACAACAAGCUGUUAUAGAAAAAACCGUUAAGGAAAGCGAGGAUAAUGUAACACCAGAGGAGUACGUGCCCCCGGAGCCGGUGACGGAAUUCCAGACGGCGCGGCUGUUCCUUUCGCAUUUCGGUUAUCUGAACAUCGGCGGAGAGAAAAAGGGCCAACUCCCCCGCCUCACGGCUCUCGACGAUUCAGCGCCGGGAUUCGCGGCGGCGUUGCGUCGCAUCGACUCGUGCGGCCCUAAAAGACCGCUAACCAUACACUUGUUCUGCGCAAACGCGGGACAGACCAACGCGAAUGACAUACUGGCCAACGUGAAGAGCUGCAGUACUUGCGCGCCGGGUUUUAUUAGAUUGUUACGAGGACUAGGGCGAGCGGUGCGCGUGCGCGGGCACGGCGGCUGGGCGGGGCGCGCGGCGGGCAGCUACGACGCCGCGCCCGCCGCCGCCCGCCCGCACCCCGCGCCGCCCGCGCCCGCCGUCUACGAUGCUAAGGAACAGAUCCUGUACUGGUCGGACUCCAGCAACGAGAUCGCGUUCGUAGUGCCGUCGCUGUCGGACGACGACCGGAACGACUCCGUCCGGUCGGACGUCGACGGCGGCUGCGUGUCCACCAGCCGGUCCUCAGACAAGUCCGGCUCGUGCUGGGACGUGUCGAGCUCCAGCCCGGCCGAGCGCAGCGUGUCCGAGAGCGAGCGCAGCGAGCGCGCGCGGGUCGCGCCCGCCAGCGCGCGGGCGCUCUCCUUGGAGCUGGACAAGCAGCCGCAGGGGCUCACUGGUAGCGGACGACGGAACAGAGAUUUCACUACGAAAAUCCUCGUCAUAUGGCUUGAAGACAUCGAGGAUCAUCUCAAUAUGCCUAUUGACGAGCUCCUGCGGCACUGCGACACGGGCGUGCCGUGGCGCCGCGAGGAGGUGCUGGUGGUGUGCCUCAGCGCCAGCGCGGCCGGCCUGGUGCGCGCGCGCGUCAGCGCCGCGGGCGGGCGCGUGCGGCGCGGCGCGCUGCCCGACGACGCGCUGCUGGCGCCCGCGCUGCUGCCCGGCUGCCUCAUCCGCGCCGCCAUCGACGCGGCCCGCCGCGACACGCUCAAUACCGACCUAUACCAGCCCCCGCACGUGCGCCGGCGCCACCUCAUCCAGGAGUUGGCGCAGAACUUCAGGCGAGACCUCAGCGAACCUGAACUCUUGGAGUCUCUCUUCCGAACGCCUGUCUAACAACUAUUAUUAAUUAUAAUCUUACUAGGUUGUAGUAAAUGGGAUAUUUUUCUUCUCAAUGUAUUAGUUUAUUUAUUGUUUGACGGUUGACUAAAAGAGAUUGUUUCAAGUGAAAUAGAUUAAUUUUCAAAACGGGAUACAAGUUAUCGCUUAUUGACGUUAACAUAACUUAAGUAUCAUUAUAUUAACGAACGCUUCCAAAGCGCAGUGCUAAGUUAGAUUUGAAUAAUUUUUGUAAGUAACUGUGCAAUAAAAUAUUAAAAACUACUACAGGGGCAAUGUAAGAGGGACAGUGAGGAAGAUUUGAAAGUGGGGAAUGAAUUCGUUAUUGACAGUGGCAUCUUCUGUAACUCUUCUUUCGUUAUUCAAGAAACCUCCAAAUAAGUAAAUAUUCGUUUGGACUGUCAACAAUAUAUACUCUCACAUACAUAACAUACAUACAUAAAUCACGCCUCUUUCCCGGAGGGGUAGGCAGAGAUACUCACCUCGAAUAUUAUAAAAAUAAUCAGCGAAAGGAAAGGUUACUAUCGGUAGCUUAAAAUUUAAUAAUGACUGCAUAAUGAUACAUAAUGCAAUAAAAUAGAUCAUGAACUCGUCGUAAAUAGAAUUAAUACUUUCGGUAGUCCUAUCGCUAUUUCCAUUAUCGUGAUGUAUCGAUAUACUAUGUACAACAUCAAAAAUAUAUGUGGCAGGAGCGGUUUUAUUGCGGUUUUAUUAUUUGAAAAUUCUGGUGUUGCUAGCAAUAAAGGGGGUUUAGUUCGACCUUUAACAAGAUUCACUUUAAUCUUAUGAAGAAUGUUUUUGAUGUUAUUAUUUUUAUGACUCUAACAAUGAGAAAUGUCUUAUAUCAAUAGUAGGGAAGUAUUAAGGAUUUGUUUUAGUAAAAUAAAACAAAGCAAAUUAUUUAUAAAAUUUUAUUGAUUAUUAUUUUAAGACUGAUUGUUUGUGCUUACGUAAAAUGUUAUCAUUCCCUAAUAAUGUAUUAAAAUAUAUUUAUAUAAUUUGCUAAUUGUACAUUUAGUAUAAUAUAUUCGUUAUAAAUAAAUUUUAAUGAAUGA